Messenger RNA from Acanthopagrus latus (yellowfin seabream), 2602 nucleotides. It is a transcript of the gene tmem168a, whose product is annotated as transmembrane protein 168a. The record is from RefSeq and is a predicted model, not a curated record. The transcript is spliced from 6 exons. The coding region runs from base 275 to 2356 and encodes 693 amino acids. Lineage: Eukaryota; Metazoa; Chordata; Actinopteri; Spariformes; Sparidae.
AGGCGACACUGAAGCGUGAACCGGCUAUAUAACUGUGAGCGAAAAGUUAGCUGGGAGGCUACGUAAGUUAGCAAACUUAUCGACUGUGCUGCCACAUCGUCACAAACUGACAGCAGGGCCGCACUCACUUUUUAAUAUGUUGUCAAGGGGUUGAUUAUUGAGAUGUCAUCAAGAGGGGCCAUCCUCCAUUUGCAACCCUUCUGUGCAAGUCUAGAAAGCUUGGCUGAGGAAGACCGACUUCAACUCUAUUUGGAUAAGUUGUUUUAAGUCAACCAUGGCUCGGGAGGAAGAAGAAGAGGGGCUGACAGCCGAUGGGCCUAAAGAGGUGGACAUGUUUACGUCAGUGCGUUGCCUGGGUUACCUGUCCAGCGUCAACCUCCUCGUGGCCGUGUGCGUUGGCAUGUACGUGCGCUGGGAGGUGACGAGUGAGCCAAUGAUCCUGGUCAUUUUCAUCCUGGGCCUCUUUGUCCUGGGAAUAGCCAGCAUCCUCCAUUACUACUUUGCCAUGGAGAAAGCCAGUCUCAGCCUGUUCCAUUUGUGGUUCGGCUUUCUGCUCGGCCUUCUGUGCUUCCUCAACAGCCCCGCCUUGGAUGCUAAUGUCAAGGAACUGGUCGCCAACUAUCUCCUCUUAGCCAGCGUCAUCAUGAAAGUGAUGUGGGCUGUAACCGAGCGAAUAUGCAGCGCCGUCCGUUACAAGCCCACCUUGCUAACGUCAACUGAGCUGCUGGAGCUCCUGGGAUUUGGCAUUGCCAGCACGACCAUGCUUCUUCACAAGUCAGUGGCCAUAAUAGGCUUGGUGGUGGCACUUGGAGCUCUCAUCGUGGACCUGAGGAUGAAAUCCCUCCUGGCUUUGCCCAACCUGGCCACUUUUGCCUUGGUUACCUCGCUGGUGUUUUUCAAGGCCUUAGGCAUUGCAGCAAACCCAUAUGCAUUGAGCUGCUACCUGGGCAGGCUGCUGUGCGAGCCCGUCUUGGAUGUGUACUUCAGCGGGCUGGGGGCCACCGAGCGCUGGAUACCAGUGCUCUCCAUGGGGAAGGUGUGGAGGAAGCUAUCCCUACUGCCUCUGAGUCUGACCGAGCUGGCCUUCUUUGUCCUGGCUGCCUUAAAGCUUGGCCACUUGGAGCUGUGGUAUCUGGUGAUCCCGGGCUUCUGUCUGUUUGGCCUUUUCUGGUCCAUCUGCCACGUAAUUGUGCUGAUCACAAUAUGGGGCUUCCACACAAAGCUGAGCGAGUGUCAGAAGGCGUGGCGGGCCCAGCGAUCCAGUAGCCGCAGUCUGGAGCAAGUUAUGGCCUCAAGGGGCAUCAGACACUUCUGCCUCAUUUCAGAGCGCCUGGUGUUCUUCAGUAUACUGUCGACGGUCAUACUGGGAGCCGUGUCCUGGCAGCCCUCAAACGGUCUCUUUCUCAGCGCUCUGCUGGUGGUGCUGCCUCUCGAGUCCCUGGCCCACGGCUUGUUCCACGAGCUGGGCAGCUGCCUCGGGGGAACCUGUGUCGGCUACGCCCUGGUGAUACCUACUGCCUACUGCAGCGCUGAUGGCCAGCCCGUUCUCCUACCGCCCGAGCAGGUGCAGCAGCUGAACCUGCGCUCCACUGGUAUGCUGAACAACGUGCAGCGCCUCUUCUCCCACCACAUGAUCCAGACGUUCGGCUGCGACUACUCCACCAGCGGAGUUUCGCUGGAGGCCCUGCAGACGAAGCUGCGCAGCUUUCUGGAGCUGCGCACAGAAGAUGGGCCCCGCCACGACACGUAUCUGGUUUUCUACAGUGGUCACACGCACAAAGGCAACGGCGCUUGGGCUCUAGCUGGAGGUGAGAGCUUCCACCUUGGCCACCUGCUGGAGUUGUGGAAGGAGAAGAACACCAGCCACUGCUCCCGUCUCAUCCUCGUCCUCGACACCGAAAACUCCCUCCCCUGGGUGAAGGAGGUGCGCAGGAUGGAGGGCGUCUACAUAGCCGUGCAGGGCGCCGAGCUGUCCACCGCUAGGGUGGACCCCGAGGCCGGAGACAUCCCCCUCCUCGGGGACUUCACCUCCGAGUGGGUGGAGUUCAACUGCAACCCAGACAGCGACACCCAGUGGUCGGACAAAGGGAGGAGCGUGAUGGCCGCGUACGGAGUCUCCAAGCGCUGGAGCGACUACACGCUUCACCUGCCCACAGGAAGCGACGUGGCCAAGCACUGGAAGACCCACUUUCCCAAGGCGACAUAUCCCAUGGUGCACCUCUCCAACUGGUGCUGCGGCCUCAACCUGUUCUGGUUAUGCAGCGUGUGUCUGCGCUGCUUCCGGAGGUGUAAACUGGCUUGGUUCCCGCCAGCUGUUCUGGACACAGGGCAGGGAAUUAAACUGGUGCACUCGUAGAAAUGAUAUGUAUUUUUGCAUCGUAUUUAAUUGCCAUAACGUGGAGAUGUCCUGCUGGCAACUUCAUAGCAAAACAUUGACUCAGUAUAUUAUAUAAUUUAGCGGAGAAUGAGGGAGUGAAAAGCCAAACAAAUUAACAUCCUGCAUGAUCUUAAAGAGAAACAAGAUUUCACAGUGACAGUGGAAAAAAAACGUAUUAAGUAGGUCACUAUGGGUGUUUUUAUGAGGUAAAAAAAAAAAAAAAAA